Homo sapiens (human) is the source of this 856-nucleotide messenger RNA. It is a transcript of the gene ATP5MK, whose product is annotated as ATP synthase membrane subunit k. Bases 560 to 736 code for a protein of 58 amino acids. Lineage: Eukaryota; Metazoa; Chordata; Mammalia; Primates; Hominidae. The transcript is spliced from 6 exons. Gene Ontology annotation, cellular component: mitochondrion; mitochondrial membrane. The record is from RefSeq and is a predicted model, not a curated record.
CCGGCCGGGCCGAGAGGUGGUUACAUUCGUUGAAGGACACCAGCUGCGGAAUUUGCGGCUUUGGCAGCUGUUUGUUCCCACCGAGCUGUGCUUUAGGAAGCUGGCCAGCCGGGCCUCCUUUAGGUGCGCUGCAGCCUUUUUCAAAGCGAGUGAAUGUGGCCCGGCCCCUACAGUUCGCCAGGCCCGCUGUAAAAGGGUUAGAUUUCAGUCUAUAGACGAUCAGUGGGAAGGCCUUUCCUAGGAGGUAACCAGAACAGAGAGCUGUAAACUCCGUGAAUGCAAGAGGCUGCUUCUGUUACCUGAGUGGUUCUCACUCAUCUUUGCCUUCCUUACCUCGUGAUCUCACCAUUCCAGACCCAGCUGAGUCACUGUCACUGCCUACCAAUCUCGACCGGACCUCGACCGGCUCGUCUGUGUUGCCAAUCGACUCGGCGUGGCGUCGGUCGUGGUAGAUAGGCGGUCAUGCAUACGAAUUUUCAGCUCUUGUUCUGGUGACCUUUUGAAUACGUCUUGUCUAUAAAAGAAAUUCAUGCCUUUGUAAAAUACACAGAUUGAAAUCAUGGCAGGUCCAGAAAGUGAUGCGCAAUACCAGUUCACUGGUAUUAAAAAAUAUUUCAACUCUUAUACUCUCACAGGUAGAAUGAACUGUGUACUGGCCACAUAUGGAAGCAUUGCAUUGAUUGUCUUAUAUUUCAAGUUAAGGUCCAAAAAAACUCCAGCUGUGAAAGCAACAUAAAUGGAUUUUAAACUGUCUACGGUUCUUAACCUCAUCUGUUAAGUUCCCAUGCCUGGAGAAGCUAAUGCCAACUCAUCAUGUGAUAAUUCAAUUUGUACAAUAAAUUAUGAACCUGGAAAA